AUGGGUAUUGUUUACUUGUUCACAUUUGGAUUGUGUGGAGUGGGACAGAUAUUUGACGUUUUGUUGAUUCCUGGAUUGGUUGCCCAGGAGAAUGGAACUAGCUCAAAUAAUAAUAAUAAUGGAUUAGUGUUUGGUUUUGGAAAUAAUAUGUUUGCUGGUGGCAAUUAUGUUAACUUUAACAAUGCUCAGCCUUAUCAAGUCUCGAAUGGAAAUGCUGGCUAUUCUCAAUAUUAUGUGAAUGAUGGACAACAGCAACCUCAAUCAUAUGUUCCACCUCAACAACAAGAGCAACAAGAGGGUGCUGAAUCGAAUGAAUAUGUACCACCUCAGCGAAAUUCUGGAUUUACAAUGUACAUUAAUGGUCAACCUGUUGAUUUGUCGAAUGGAGGAACUAUUUAUAUGGAUGGCUCAGGAGAAGCUCAAUACUACGCCAAUGAUGAUGAUGAUAACGAUGAUCAGCAUUUCAAUAGUGUUUUUGAUAACAUGAGAAGAGCUGAGGAGAAUAGAAGAUUACAUGAUAGCAUCCGUAGAACGAACGAAUCAAUUAACAGAAGUAACGAAAUACAUAGAGAAAAUAUUAGACGAAUGAAUGAAAAUAUCCAUAGAACCAAUGAGCAAAAUCGCAGAACCAACGAGAAUAACAUGAGAAUGCAUCAUCAAAACAUGAACAGAAUGCACGACAAUAUGAGAAUGCAUCAAAAUAUUCAUAGCCAGAACAUGCAAAGAAUGCAUCAACAAAAUACUAUGAAUAAUAUCAAUAGAAUGAAUACUUUCAGAAGAUAA
Messenger RNA from Naegleria gruberi, 783 nucleotides. RefSeq lists its product as uncharacterized. The record is from RefSeq and is a predicted model, not a curated record. The coding region runs from base 1 to 783 and encodes 260 amino acids. The transcript has a single exon. NCBI's taxonomy places the organism in Eukaryota, Heterolobosea, Eutetramitea, Acrasida, Naegleriidae.